This is a messenger RNA of Haliotis rubra (blacklip abalone), 867 nucleotides long. RefSeq lists its product as uncharacterized. Bases 1 to 867 code for a protein of 288 amino acids. The transcript has a single exon. The record is from RefSeq and is a predicted model, not a curated record. Lineage: Eukaryota; Metazoa; Mollusca; Gastropoda; Lepetellida; Haliotidae.
AUGCUGGAAUUAUUGAGCGACGCUGACAUUCUCUUUAUGGAUGGUACAUUCUUUGUGUGUCCUAACCUGUGGCUACAAGUGUACAUCAUUCAUUGUCUGGUGAAUGGUAAAAUGUUUCCUGUCGCUUUUGCGUUGCUUCCCAACAAGACCAAGCGGACGUAUGUUAGGCUUUUCACUUUGCUGAAGGAUAUUGUUGUGAGACGACUUGGCAUCGAACUUUCACCAGAAAUAUUCCAGAUCGACUAUGAAGCAGCAGUUAUCAGUGCUAUUAGUGAAGUCUUCCCCGACAGUUCCGUCCGAGGUUGCCUAUUCCAUUAUUCUCAAGCUUUGUGGCGUCAAGUUUUGGAGAGGGGACUGUCUCGCGACUACAUGAACAACCCAGCAGUCCAAGCCCACGUUCGACGAGCAGCUGCUUUGCCACUCCUUCCCCUGAACCAGGUCCAAGAUGCUUGGUUUGAAGUCAUCGAGCAGUCUCCCGACGGCGACAGAGUAGCAGCCUUCAACGACUACGUCACCAGCACCUGGGUUGAAGAUGAUGCCAAGUUCCCAGCACACAUCUGGAACCAGCACGAAAACACAGGCCCGCGCUCAAACAACCAUCUUGAGGGAUUCCACUCUGGCUUGAAGAAACGCAUACCCCGAUCACACCCCAACAUCUACCAAUUCGUAAAGGAGCUCAAGAAGAUCGAGAAGGCAGACAGGCGCACAAGACGACAGUUUGGACUUGGAGGAGCAAGGAGACCACGAGCACGUGUAGACCGUGAUCGAGAUCAGAGGAUCGAGAGACUCAAGGUGCAGCUUUCCACCGGUGUGAAGUCUGUGAUGCAGUUCCUUGAUGCUGUUGGCCACAUCCUCAAGCUAAACUGA